Molecule: messenger RNA, 3860 nt
Organism: Poecilia reticulata (guppy)
Lineage: Eukaryota; Metazoa; Chordata; Actinopteri; Cyprinodontiformes; Poeciliidae
Product: zinc metalloproteinase-disintegrin-like protein H4 subunit A
Biological process (GO): inflammatory response; positive regulation of cellular extravasation; proteolysis
Molecular function (GO): metalloendopeptidase activity; cell adhesion molecule binding
Source: RefSeq, a predicted model, not a curated record
UAACGGUUUCGGCAAAUGACUGAUGGAGUCACUUCAGGCGGAGCCUCAGCGAUGAUUCACGGCAAAGUUACCCGAGAGUAGGGAGGCUGUCGGCAGGCAGGCGUCUAUGUUCGUCGGGGAGAACAUGCUGUCUCUGUGCCUGAUCUGGGGUUUUGUCUUGCACGGCUCAGGGCAGCUGUCUCACGUCCAGCAGUACGAAGUGGUCCGGCCUCAGAGACGUCACGAGAGACGGGCCAGGAGCCUUCAGGACAACCAGCUUUAUCCUGGCGCGGUUCAGUAUGACCUGAUGAUCGAAGGCAGGAACCACUCUGUUCAUCUGGAAAAGAACAGGAAUCUUAUUGGUGAAAGCUACACUGAAACAUUUUACUCAGAAGAUGGAAAAAGGGUGACGACAUCACCAAAUGAGGAACACUGCUUCUACCACGGACAUGUUCAAGGUGAGGCCGACUCGUCGGUCAGCGUGGGAAUCUGUUCGGGCAUCAGCGGCUUUCUGAGAGUCCGGCGGCAGGUUUACUUGAUCGAGCCUCUGGGACAGACUGCGGACGAAGAGCACGCCGUCUACAGAUGGGAGCACCUGAAGGCGCCCGGGGCCGGCUUCUCUUCUAACGCCUCAGUGUUGUUUGAUCGGGACCAGAACCAGGAGCCGAACCCUCAGCCAGAAGGCCUCUUCAGAUCCAGAUCAUGGAGAACAAAAUCGCCACCAGGGCCUCAGAAGUUUGUGGAGCUGUACGUUGUGGUGGACAGCACCGAGGUCAAACAGUAUCGAGAUGAUACCCGGUCGCGUAUUCUCGGUGUUGUGAAUCACAUCGAUAAGCUGUACCGCUCCGUCAACAUCCGCAUCAUGCUGGUGGGCUUGGAGAUUUGGCCCUACAAAGAUCUCGUCGUCGUGGACGGAGACCCGGACAGAACUCUGGAGAACUUGAUGGUGUGGCGCCAGGCCGACCUCUUGAAGAGAGCGCAGCAUGAUAACGUCCAGCUUGUGACGGGCAAAGACUUUUCUGACGACACAGUCGGACUGGCUAAUAAGUUCGCCAUGUGCACUGUGAACUCUGGGGGAGUCAAUCAGGAUCACCAUAGUAACCCGCUUGGCCUCGCCUCCACCAUUGCUCACGAGAUGGGGCAUAGCUUCGGCAUGUCCCACGAUGCUGCGGGGUGUGUGUGUGGUCCAGCUUACAGCAACAACUGUGUAAUGACUGAAAAGCUCAAUGUUGGAGGCCACGGCUUCCCAGACUUUUUCAGCGACUGUAGCAUCCAGCAACUCGCUCAGUUCAUGGAGCGCGCUCAGCCCAGCUGCCUGGACCCACCAGGCCGCAUCAGCACCAUCGCAUUGGGCCCCCGCUGCGGUAAUGGCCUGCUGGACCGUGGAGAGGAGUGUGACUGUGGCACAGCAGAGGAAUGCAUCAAUCCCUGCUGCGACGCCUCAACGUGUCGCCUGACUGAGGGAUCUCAAUGCGCUCAUGGAGAAUGCUGCGAAAGCUGUCAGCUGAAGGUGUCUGGCAGCAUCUGCCGGACAGCUGCCGGUGCAUGUGACCUCCCUGAAUACUGCAGCGGUGACUCAGCGGAUUGUCCUGAAGACAGCUUCGAGAUGAACGGCAAGCCUUGUUACAGCCAGGCGCCGGGCUACUGCUACGACGGCCAGUGUCCCACAAGAGCGAAGCACUGCUGGAGGCUGUUUGGAGAAGGAGCUAAAGAGGGCCCGGAUUUUUGUUUUGACCUGAAUAAACGGGGCCAGGAAGGCGCCAACUGUGGGAGGGAUGGACAGAGCUUCAUUAAGUGUUCCCCUCAGGACCGGAAGUGCGGGUCCAUGUUUUGUGUUGGAGGGGAGGAGCCAAUCACAGGUAAACACGCAGUCUUCAACGUGUUGGGUGCGGCGUGUCGGGUUCUCGUCGAGGUGGACAGAGCCAGAAACUUUGACAUGGUGCCGAAUGGAACCACGUGUGGAGACAAUAAGGUUUGCCUCAGCAGCAAAUGUGUGGACGUCUCAGUUUUCGGCAGAAGAGAGGACUGUGCAAAGAAAUGCAACAGCAACGGGGUAUGUAACCACAAGCAUGAAUGCCACUGUAACCCUGGGUGGGCGCCGCCGCACUGUGACAUCAAAUAUGCAGACAUACCUAAAGGUCAGACUGUGAUGAUAGCUGGGGUGUGUGCAGGGAUCUCGACCCUGCUGGUCGUCGCUCUGGUGAUUGCAGGACUGAUGUGCUGCAAGAAGAGCAACAUAAGGAACAGACACAUGUAUAAGAGGAAGAAACAGUCACCUCCUGGUAAACCGAACCCCGUGUUCCAGGAAAAAGCCGUCAGAGACAGACCCGAGAUCAGCCAGCCCACUCUGAUGGAGUCCACCUCCUCUCGGGUCUGCAGCCCUCUGGUUGUUGCCAUGACUCCCUGCAGACCUUCUCCACAGCCUCCUCCCAAACGCUCUUCAGUUUCCUGCACCUCAGAGACCGACCCGAUGAAACCCGUACCUCCAUCCAAACCUUUAUCUCUGAAUAAACCGCAGAAUCAAGGAACCAAACCACGUCCUCCAGCCGUACCUCCGGUCAAACCCUCCCCUCCUCGGGUUGCCAGAUUCAAGCCUCCUCCUCCGCCGCAGGCGAAGCCUCACUUCAUCAGACCUGCGUGACGUUCUGGUCAGUCUGAUGGGUUGAAAACACACGCGGCCCACCGAUGAUGGAGAAGCUAAAGUUCAAAUAACUUUUAACAACUCAAGGCUAACAGUUGCACAGCUGCUGUACAACUGUGAUGUUUUUACUCUGUUUGCAAAGAACAAAAAAACUCUUUUCUACAUUUUUACAUUAAAUACCAACAUGCACUUUGAUUUUUUUAUUUUGAUUUUUUGUAUUUAUUUCACAUUAGUGUAGUUGUAAGAAAUGUAGUAAAUUUAUUUAUGUUCCCUUUAGGGUUCAUUUUUAUAAAAGUAUAUGGCCUUUUUUUAUUUUUACUUUUAUUCUGAAGGCCUCUUAUUCUUACUAUGUGUCUCUUUGGACGCUGCUGUCAGAUCAGAUGAAAACUUUAACUAUAACCUGCUUUUCUAAUGUCUCUAAAUAACAGAGACUCGGGGCAGGCGGGUCUCAUUGAAUAUUUUCAAAACCUCUAAAUAAAACCUCUACAUAAAGGUGUCCUGGUCAGAUGCCUGAUCAGCAGCAGUUCUGCUCCCACUCGCUCCCCGGUCCUCCUGACCUCGUCUCUACGGCCGAGUCCACCGCUCUACAGAUCGGACUGGUUUUUUAUCUGGACUCUGGCGUCUUCCAACCUUGACCCAUAUCUCUUAAGACGAGGGUCAGAACGCAGACUGGUUUAUCAAGCGCUGCUUUUUGAUUAAACUCUUAUUCACCUUGACGGCGCCAAUCCACCCGUUCAUCUCCUGCUCAUUUAAACGACUCCUCCGCUUGAGACAAAGUCUGACUCAGAAAGUCUAAUUCUGAAAGAUUCGACGCCACAAACGUAAAACCUCAAUAAUGGCUUCCAAUUAAAAACAAAAAUUCUUUUUUUUUUAUACCCUCUUUCUUUUGUUUUACUUUCAUAAAUUAAUGUCCAGUCUGUGAACUUCACUCAAAGCCAGUCUACAUGUUUUCUACGUUUUGUACUUGAAAGCUGAUGAAUGGUACCUGUGUAUGGGAGGCUUUACACGGCUCAGAUGAGCCUUGUGUCUUUAAUGUUUUGCUUCUCUGCGACUUUUGACUUAUAUUUAAAGCACUGCUGUCUCCACGGCAACAGCCAGAGGACACGUGAAGUCAUAACUUUGCUACCAAAACACCAAAUAUGUUUAGUUUUUUCUUUGUAGUCUGUAAAAUAAAUGACAGAUUGAAUGUGAAAACCUUUUUUUGUUGUUGUUGGCAACAAAUAAAGUGCACUUAAGUUCA